Molecule: messenger RNA, 1579 nt
Organism: Truncatella angustata
Lineage: Eukaryota; Fungi; Ascomycota; Sordariomycetes; Amphisphaeriales; Sporocadaceae
Product: ClpP/crotonase-like domain-containing protein
Exons: 1
Coding region: 375-1181 (268 amino acids)
Biological process (GO): fatty acid beta-oxidation
Cellular component (GO): peroxisome
Molecular function (GO): enoyl-CoA hydratase activity; delta(3)-delta(2)-enoyl-CoA isomerase activity
Source: RefSeq, a predicted model, not a curated record
AAUGAGUACAAGAGUGUCUUGCAUCCCUCAGAUUCAUAGGCUGUACUGAUUGACUUUGAACUUGCGUUUUCGACGGCGCAUUACACUAUCUGCUUGGGAAUGCUCGGGUACAGGCUUCUUCAACACGGAGGAAAACCAGCUUGGUGGUGGCGCUAACUGGACCGAGGCAAUCUAGACCUCUUUAAGUCUUCGUCAGCAAUGUGACAUCUAGACUGGUAUCACUUCUUGAUUUCCACCUUAUCCUUAAUACAGUCAACAUCAUUCAACAAUCUAUAGCUGGGAAAUAGAGAUAUCUAAAGAUCACACCGGUUCUUUGAAAUAUCAGUUCAAUACAUCAUCCAGUUGCCAAGCACAUUCCUUCCCAACCCAUCACAAUGGCGGCCAACACCCUCUUCACCAUUCCUAUACCGCCACUGAAGGAGCAUGUGGGAGGCGAGAUCGUGUGCACAGAGCCCGCGCCUCAAGUAUACCUUCUGACCUUCACCUCCGCACCAGACAACCGCCUCACACCGGCAUUCUGCGCCGCCAUGCUCGCGGCCCUGGACCGCAUCGAGCUGCAGCACGGGCCCCUGGGCGUCGUCGUCACCACCUCUUCCAUCACAAAGUUCUACUCCAACGGCCUGGACCUGAAUCUGGCCAUGACGACCCCGGGCUUCACCGAGGACUCCCUCUACCCGCUCUUCCACAGGUUUCUCACCUUCCCCAUGCCCACCGUCGCCCUGCUCAACGGCCACGCCUUCGCCGGCGGCUUCAUGUUGGCCAUGCACCACGACUACCGCGUCUUCCAGGGCGAAAGGGGAUACCUGUGCAUCAACGAGCUCGAAUUUGGCGCCCCCCUGCUGCCCCCCAUGAGCGGCAUCUUUAGGGCCAAGACGAGCCCCCUGGCCUACAGGACCACUGUGCUCGAGGCCAGGCGCUGGGAUGCUAAGAGCGCCCUGGAGGCCGGCAUCCUGGACAGGACGGAUGGGCUGCAGGGCGUCCUGGAGCUGGUCAAGGAGAGGGACCUGACGAGCAAGGGGAAGACGGGGAUCUACGGGCUGUUGAAGGCCGAGAUGUACCGCGAGCAGGUUGGGUUGCUGGAGGCGAGCGGUAAGGAUGUCGUCAAGUUCACGGAUUCGAUGGGGAAGGAGAAGGCGAGGAAGGCGGAGCUGGAGAAGAGGGCCCAGCAAGCGAAACUGUAGAUGUUCACUAUGGGGUAGCCCUCAAACGUUAUCAAAAGCAGGGUUAGAUCGUUGUAGGUCAACCGGAUUAUCGACAUGUCGAGAAUCUCACGCUUGGACGUGAUGCUGUCAAAAGUUAUGUCAAUAUGAAAUUCUAUUAGGCUGAUGUAUAGAAAACUCUUCUUCUCGCUAUUUGUUCCGAAUUUUCUCUUUUCCUAAUAUCCGACAAGGUUUUCGCUACGGGCGGCUCAUAAUAUGACUAUUUUGAGGAUUUCUUGGACUUUGGGAAUACCUUGGCACUGUACCUCCAUUUCCAGCCAACGACAUUUCCACAACUAUAGCGCACGGUGCAGCAGAGUCCAUGAGAAGGGGGCCAGUCCGUUGGUUACUAUAGUAUAGCUCAAGCUAACAUUUUGGUG